AUGUCUAUCUAUCUAUCUCUUAUUUUCUUUCGUUCGUUCUUUCUAUCUGUCUAUCUAUCUCGUUUCUACCUAUAUAUCUACCUAUCUAUCUACUUAUCUAUCUCGUUUCUAUCUAUCUAUCUAUCUAUCUCGUUUUUUUUUAAUGUAAUAGUUUUAAGAUCACCUUUUCUUCCUCUAUUUCACACUCCACUUCGUUCUUUCACUGUUUCACAUCCUCUUUUUUCUUUCCAGUUUGUCACCCUCGUUUUUCUUUCUCUAUUUUCCCAGUCCCCUUUCUUUCUUUACUUUCUUUCUCUAUUUCCCACUCCCCUUCUUUCUUUAUUUCCCACUCCCCAUCUUUCCUUCUUUACCACCCCUUCUGUAUUUCCCUGUUUACAACAUCCCUCUUUUAUUCCAAUGUUCCAUAAUUCAUUUCGUUCCUUCCCAGUUUCCCCCUCCCCCUUUUCUCUACCUUUUUUCCCAAGAUUCUUUUCUUUCUUUCCACGUUUUUCGCUUUCUUACUUUCUUUCACUGUUUGCCACUCCCCUUCUCUCUUACCCUGUUUCUACUAACUUUUUCUUAUCCUAUUUCUCACUCCCCUUCAUUCUUUCCUUGUUUACCACCCUCUUUAUUUCCGUGUUUCCUCCCACUUCUUUCUUUCACUGUUUCCCACUUUUCUUCUGUUUUUCCUUUGUUUCCGACUUCCUCUCUUUUUUUCUGUUUAUCACUUCUGUUAUUUAUUUUCAUAUAUCCCACUUCUCUUUCUUUCACUUUCCUUUUAUUACUCAUCCCUUCCUUCUUUUUUCAACUACCCUUUUUUUCUCCCCCUGUUUUUUUUUACCCGCAUUUUUCAAUCCCUGUUUUCCGCUCACCUUUUUCUUUCAGUUUCCCAUUCCCCUUUUUUUCUCUCCCAUUUUCGCACUUUCUCUCUUUCCCUGGAUACCGUUCCAUUUAUCUUACUCUGUUUCACGCUUCCAUUCCACCUGCCCCUGUUUACGACAUUUCUACAUUCUUUUCCUGUUUCCUUCUCUUUUUCUGUCUUCCCUAUAUCUCAAUUCCUUCCUUUAUUUCCCUGUUAUCCCGCCGCCAUUCUUCUUUAUUUCUGUUUCCACUCCCAUCCUUUCUUUCUCUGUUACCAACUUUCGUUCUUUCCUUCUCUGUAUUUCGCUUGUCUUCUUUCUUUCUUUCUUUCUCUAUUUGCCGCCCCUUCCUUUCUUCCGUGCGUCUAACUUCCUUUCUUUCUUUCCUUAUUUCCACACUCUCCUUCUAUUUCCCCUUUGCAUAAUCCGCACCUUUAUUUCCCUGUUACCAACUUUCCUUCUUUUAAUUUUCUUUUUCCAAAUUCUCUCCUUUAUUACCUUGAUUUCAACUCCCUUUUCUUUCUUGUUUCCCACUCUCUUUUCUCUCCCCCUUUUCUCGUUGCCCUUCUUUCUUCUCUGUAUCAGAGUACCCUUCUUUCUAUUCUUGUUUCACACCCCUCACUUCUUCCCAUUUCUUCUUAGCCUUUCCCUAUAUUCCACUCCUCAUUCCGUUACCUAUUUCCAAGUUUCCUUCUUUCUCCUACAGUUACCACCCCCUUGUUUCUUUUUUACUAUCCUUUACUUACAGUUUUUUCUUUUCCUCUAUCCCACUCCCUUUCAUUCUUUCCGUGUUUUCCACCUUUCUUUUUUCCCCUUUUCCAACUCACCUUUUUUUGUUGUUUCUAAUUUCACUUCUUUCUUUCCGCCGUUUCUCUGUUUUCCACUUCUCUACUUUCUUUCUCUAUUUCCCACACCCCUUUUUCUUUCAAGUUUCUUCAGAGCCAAGUUUACCAAGCCAUUCGUCCACGGUAUGUCCUAG
This is a messenger RNA of Acanthosepion pharaonis, 1818 nucleotides long. The record is from the annotation of a GenBank genome assembly. NCBI's taxonomy places the organism in Eukaryota, Metazoa, Mollusca, Cephalopoda, Sepiida, Sepiidae.